CCGAGAAACAAUUUGUGUUGAUUUCAACACAUACCAAAUCCAUUUUGCAAAGAAAUGCCAAAUCCAUCGGGCACGACAUGAUGAAUACAGGGAGAAGAACACAAACUUUUAGAAUCAGUGGGGCUGUGCCUUUUUAUCCAAAUUUUGUGGUCAGUUCUGUAGGUGGCAGAAAUUUGGAGAAGUAUCAGCUUGGUGGGGUUAUAUUUGGUUGUAAGAACAACACAAUGAAAGAAUGCCAAUCAAAACAACUCUUCGGUUUACCAGCAAACCACUUUUCCUAUGUGAAGAACAUUGAUCCUGGCCUCCCAAUUUUUCUGUUCAACUAUAGUGACAGGAAGCUCCAUGGAAUUUUUGAGGCAUCUAGCAAAGGGAAAAUGUACAUUGACCCUUACGCAUGGAUUGAUGAAAAUUCAGAAUUGGAUAGAACACAAUAUCCUGCACAGGUGAAAGUUCGCGUGCGUCUUCAGUGCCAGCCACUAUCUGAAGAUAUAUUUGCACCAGUAAUUGCAGGCAACUACUACACCAAUAACCAUUUCUGGUUUGAAUUAGACCAUAAACAAGCAAACAAACUUACCUCAUUGCUAGCUUCUUUAGCAUUUGCAUCUGGUUGUAAUUUGAAGUGGAAAACUGUGCCUCCAUCUCUUCCAUCAAAAGUAGGUGAAGCCUUUGAAAUAUCUGAGUCAGAGGCACAACAUUUUACAAGAUCAUGUAAGAGAACGUAUUCCACUGAAGUUACUCAUUCUUUAGAUGGAGACAUCAGAUCAUUGGAUACUCAAGCAGUAGUGGAGGAGGUGAAUGAGAAUGAGCUGAACCUUGUAUAUGAGAAGCUAAAGAAAAUUGCUCUUGGUCAUGAAAGUCAAGACCUCUCACUGUCAGACAAUGUGAAUGACACUCCUGAAGAGAAUGAUGCAUGCACAGUGGAAAAUGUUGAGAAUGAGAAUGAUGCAUGCCCAGUGGAAAAUGAUGAG
This is a messenger RNA of Vigna radiata var. radiata (mung bean), 968 nucleotides long. RefSeq lists its product as uncharacterized. NCBI's taxonomy places the organism in Eukaryota, Viridiplantae, Streptophyta, Magnoliopsida, Fabales, Fabaceae. The record is from RefSeq and is a predicted model, not a curated record. The transcript is spliced from 4 exons. The annotation marks the transcript as partial. Gene Ontology annotation, biological process: response to endoplasmic reticulum stress.